Molecule: messenger RNA, 4059 nt
Organism: Vicia villosa (hairy vetch)
Lineage: Eukaryota; Viridiplantae; Streptophyta; Magnoliopsida; Fabales; Fabaceae
Exons: 4
Coding region: 1-4059 (1352 amino acids)
Source: RefSeq, a predicted model, not a curated record
AUGGGAUUUGCGUUCUUUGUCGAUAUUGAAUAUGAGAAAGUCCCUGAGUUCUGUUCAUUUUUCUCCUGCAUAGGACAUUCUAUCCAUUCUUGCAAGAGAAAAGGGAUUGGAAAUUCUAAGGAGAUGGAUAGAAAGAAGAACAAAACAGACUUAGAAAAAGAGAAAAAGAAGGUGAUUGAGGUUGAUACUCAAUGUGGUAAGGAGCCAGAAAACAAUGAAGCUGGAAAAUCUAAUAAAGAGGGAGUCUCUAACUCAAAUAAAUCUGAUGAGGUUGUUAUUUUGCAACCAGUUGCUAAAGCUAUUGAUGACAUUAUGGUUAACUUUGUUACAGGUCCAGCCAUUGACGAGGAAGGCACAUCUGAAAGUGAAUAUAUAGAUGCUACUCAAAUGGUAGACUUGGUUCCUGAAACUCAAAUUGCUGAAGCUCACAAAAAGAAAAUCACAGACUUCCUCCAACAAUCUUGGGACAAUAUGGCCGAAGAAGAUAGAGAGGCAGAUGAUGGUGUUGACCUUUUCCCAGAAAAGGAUUUCCAAUUGGUCACUUCAAAGAAAAUGAAGAACAAGAAAUCUUUCUCGAUUGGUAAAACUAGACCUGUGUCUGGUAAAUCUAAUCUGACUUUAUGGAUUGCUUAUAUUGGAAUAUUAGAGGUUUGGCUUGCCAGGCUGGAUCUUAAGCCUUUUGCUUUUAACAAUAGAAUUAAUAACCUUCCUAAUCUCUGGUGCUUCUAUGAGUAUAGAGGUAAUAAUUCUCCUUCCAAAACUCCCAUUACCGAUUUUUUUAAUUGGUCUGAUACUAACCACUUCAUUCACCUCCCUACUUUGGGAAACCUCUUCACUUGGUGUAAUUGUAGGAGAGGAAGACAUAGAACUGAAAAGCGUUUAGAUAGAGUUAUAUGUAAUAUGGAGUUGAUUGAUGUUUGUAGGUUUGCUGUUUGUAACACCCUUCCUAAGAUAAAGUCUGACCAUUAUCCCAUUCUUUAUUCUAUAAAUUUUGAUGAUAUUCCUUUUAAGUCUCAAUUUAAAUUUCAUAGCAUGUGGACUAAAAAUGAAGACUGUAUUAAAAUUGUUGAGGAUGCUUGGAAAGUUAAAGUGUACGGCUGUCCUAUGUUUGUCUUGGAUAAAAAACUUAAGAUUCUAAAAGCUAGACUAAAAGAUUGGAAUAGGAACUCUUUUGGUAAUGUGCAUAAGAAUGUGGCUAUGGCUGAGAAAGAUUUGAAAGAUGUUCAAACUAACAUUGCUUUGCAGGGCUACACUGACAGUCUUCAGGAUUUGGAAACUAAAGCACAACAUGCUAUGGAAUCUGCCCUGAACAUGGAAGAAGAUUUCUGGAAGGAAAAGUCCAAAAUCAACAGGACUUUGCAUGGAGAUAGGAAUACCAAGUUUUACCACACUUAUGCUAAAAUUAGGAGGAAGACUAACCUUAUAUCUUCUUUAGUCAUUAAUGACACUGUGGUUACUGAUCAAGCUGUCUUGGAAAAUCACAUUGAGCAUCAUUUCAAAAGCCUCUUUAAUAACAAUCACAUUAUGCAGGAUAAUGUUUUGAUUAAUGCUAAUAUCCCUUCUAUGAUUUCUGAUAACACUAAUGCUCUGCUUACUUUACUUCCUUCUGCUGAAGAGAUUCAUGGUGCAGUGUUGAACCUCAAUGCAAAUUCUGCCCCUGGCCCUGAUCGCUUUAGGGGUAUUUUCUUUCAUACUUAUUGGAACAUUAUUAAGAUUGAUGUCAUUAAUGUUGUUACUCAUUUUUUCUCUCAAGGCUGGAUAUUGCCUAAUUACAAUGCUAACACUUUAGUCCUCAUUCCUAAAAUUAAAGAGGCUAGCUAUUGGCUUCCAUUCUUCCAUCCAUUAUUUCUAAAGAACAAAAAGGGUUUUGUUUCUGGUAGGAAUAUUAGAGAUGGUAUCUAUUUAACUUCUGAGGCUAUUAACAUUCUUCCUAAUAAAAGCUUUAGUGGGAAUGUGGCUUUGAAGAUUGACAUUGCUAAAGCUUUUGACACCCUUAAUUGGGAUUUUCUUAUUGAAACUCUUAGAUGUUUUGGUUUUAACUCUGUUUUUUGUAAUCGGAUUUCCAGCAUUCUUAACUCUGCCACUGUUUCUAUAGGUUUUAAUGGGAAUCAAGUUGGCUAUUUCAAAUGCACCAAUGGUGUGAGGCAAGGGGAUCCUCUCUCCCCUCUGCUCUUCUGCAUUGCUGAAGAUGUCCUUAGCAGGGCUAUUUCUAACCUUGUCAUCACCAACCAGUUGAAUCUCAUUAAGGCUAAUAGACAUUGUUUUGUUCCUUCUCACACCUUGUUUGCAGAUGAUAUUAUGAUAUUUUGUAGAGGAGACUCAAAAUCUCUCAAUGCUAUUGCUAAUCUUUUAAGAGAUUGUGGUAACACUUCUGGCCAGUAUUGUAAUUUUUCUAAAUCUUUGAUAUAUGCUGGUGGAAUGACUAUAAACAAACACUGUUCUCUUGCUAACAUUAUUGGAUUCACUGUUGCCAAUCCUCCUUUUACUCAUUUGGGUGUGCCUAUCUUUGUAGGGAAGCCUAAAGCUUGUUACUUUCAAAAGAUUGCUGAUAAUAUUAGGAUAAAGAUGGCUGCUUGGAAGGCUAAGCUUUUGUCUAUGGCGGGAAGAGUCCAAUUGGUGAGAGCUGUUGUCUUCAGCAUGAUGGUUCACUUCCUUUCUGUUUACUCUUGGCCUGGCAGCAUAAUUAAAAGAUUAGAAGGUUGGAUAAGAAAUUUUAUUUGGAGUGGUAGCAUUGACAACAAAAAGCUGGUGACUGUGGCUUGGAAAUCCUGUUGCAAGAAAAUCAAUGAAGGUGGUUUGGGCAUUAUCUCUUUAAAGGCUUAUAACACUGCUAGUAACAUGAACCUGUGCUGGAAAUUUUUGAAUAAUACCCAAAGUUGGUGCACUCUUCUUAAGGCUCGGGUUAAGAGAAAUGGUAGGGUCAUUAAGUACUCCAUUAAGUCUUCUAUUUGGAUAGGAAUUAAAGAUGUUCAUCAGACUGUGCUAGAUAACUGUAGUUGGAUCAUUGGAAAUGGCAAUUUUGUUAACUUCUGGAUGGACAAUUGGCUUGGAGAAUCCCUUGUUAGCAAGUAUAAAAUUCCUGACAGAUUUCAUAGAACUCUAACUUCUAAGGUUUGUGAUUGGUGGUCAAAUAAUAGUUGGAAUGUUAGCAACAACACUCAUGUAGCUUUACCUGAUCUUAGGAAUCUGAUUGCCUGCAUUUCUAUACCCGACAUGGAUGUUCCGGAUGCCUUGGUUUGGAAGAAAUCCACCAAUGGUAUGCUUUCGAUUAAGGAAGCGUAUAAGGAGAUCAUUAAACCUUGCCCUUCUGCUGUUUGGUCGAAUUUCCCGUGGGAUAUUGAUUCUCCCCCGUCUCACUCCAUGCUUGUUUGGCGUCUCAUGCACAACAAAGUACCUACUGAUGAUAAUUUGCAGUUGCGUGGUUUUUCUUUCCCAUCUGUUUGCAGCCUCUGCCUUUCAAGCACAGAAAGUUCUAAGCACCUUUUCUUUGAUUGCUCGUAUGUGCGACAUAUAUGGAAUUGGCUUGAUAGUAUUAUGCUUUUGAGUUUUUCUAUCAAUGGAAUUGAGGAUUGUAAAAGGGCUCUUCAUCACUCUUGGUCGGCUCAGGUUAAAGCUGUUGUGAAUGCUUGCAUUGUUGGUAUUAUCUACAAUAUAUGGAAUGCUAGAAAUAUGGCCAGAUUUGAUGAUGUUCACACUCAUUGGAAAACUGUAAUAUCUCAGCUUGCUGGCAUGAUCAAGGUCAUUGGUAACAACACAAAAAGGUGCUCUAAUACUGAUAUUACUAGCUUCUCUUUGCUUAAAAGAUUGGAUAUUAAGAUAAAUCCUAGGACGGAUCGUUCCUUGGUUAGUGUUGUUUGGUCUCCUCCGUCUAGAGGCUGGCUCAAAUGCAACGUUGAUGGUGUAGCUUCGGAACCCCUUGGAAUUCGGCGUGUGGCGGGAUUUUUUGGGAUCACGAUGCGAGGCAUGUUCUUAGCUUUAGUGCUUUUGUGGGCUGUGAACCUCCAGAAAUUGCUGAAUUCCUGGCAGCCAUCAUGGCUAUGGAAAAAGCCAAAGCUUUAA